AUUUUGAACAGCCAUUCAUUAAUAAACCGGAGACUCUUCUUAUCUACAAGAAGGAAAAUAUCUGUGUCCCGUGCCUGGUAUCCAUUCCAGAUCUUAACAUCACUUUGCUGUUGACAACUUCUGUCAUCUAUCCCGAUGGGAAGAACAUUCUCUGGGAUAACAAAAGAGGAAUGCUGGUCCCCACUCUACUGAUCAAGGACUCCUGGUUUGUUCAGUGUGAAACUCUCAUUGAUAAGAAGCCCUUCAAAUCUGGUUUCUUCAUUGUCCACAUUGCAGGGAAUGAGCUGUAUGACAUUCAGUUGUUUCCAAGGAAGGCCAUGGAGCUACUGGUGGGAGAAAAACUCGUUAUCAACUGCACGGUAUGGGCUGAAUUUAAUUCAGGAGUUGAUUUCCAGUGGGAUUAUCCUGCAAAACAGAUGAACCGGAAAGUCACAGAACUGCCUGAGAGGCGGUCCCAGCAGACACAUACUGAACUCUCCAGCAUCUUGAUCAUCCAAAAUGUGAGCCAACAAGACCUGGGAAAAUACACAUGCAAGGCUAGCAGUGGGGAGCAGAACUUGAAGGAGAGCAUAGAUGUCAUCGUGCAUGAGAAGCCAUUUAUCUACGUGGAAUGGAGAAAGGGCCCAGUGAUAGAAGCAACAGUGGGAGAUGAAAUUGUGAAGCUACCAGUAAAAGUGGUUGCCUAUCCCCAGCCUGAGUUCCAGUGGUUUAAGGAUGGAAAGUUAAUUUCCAACAGGCAAUCUCAAUAUUCCCUCCAGAUCAAGGAUGUGGCAGAGCAAAACGCUGGGUCUUAUAUGCUGGUCCUGAAGAAUGGGUUGGCUGGACUGGAGAAGAGCAUUAACCUUCAACUGGUGGUCAAUGUUCCUCCACAAAUCCUUGAGAAAGAAGCCUCUUCACCAAACAUUUAUUCUCGUAAAAACCGGCAUGUACUCACCUGCACCGUCUACGGCAUUCCAGCUCCAGAAAAGAUACAAUGGCAGUGGAGGCCUUGGACACCUUGCCGAAUGUUUCCCCAGCACAGUCUCAGACCAAGGGCUGUACAACGCCAUCAGCGGGACCGGAUGCCUGAAUGUAAGGACUGGAAGGAUGUGUCACAGAUGGAUGCUGUGAACCCCAUUGAAAGCAUUGACACCUGGACAGAGUUUGUGGAAGGAAGGAACAAG
Messenger RNA from Python bivittatus (Burmese python), 1163 nucleotides. The record is from RefSeq and is a predicted model, not a curated record. NCBI's taxonomy places the organism in Eukaryota, Metazoa, Chordata, Lepidosauria, Squamata, Pythonidae.